Molecule: messenger RNA, 3115 nt
Organism: Stegastes partitus (bicolor damselfish)
Lineage: Eukaryota; Metazoa; Chordata; Actinopteri; Pomacentridae
Product: voltage-dependent L-type calcium channel subunit alpha-1C-like
Exons: 19
Coding region: 1-2859 (952 amino acids)
Biological process (GO): calcium ion import across plasma membrane
Cellular component (GO): membrane; voltage-gated calcium channel complex
Molecular function (GO): high voltage-gated calcium channel activity
Source: RefSeq, a predicted model, not a curated record
AUGUGUUUCCAUGCGUCCUGUGUUUUUUUUCUAAACAAAAAAAACACCAAACCCCACCAAAAGGGACUGCAGAACUCUGAAGAGAACGCCAGGAUCUCCAUCACCUUCUUCCGGCUGUUCCGCGUGAUGAGGCUGGUGAAGCUGCUGUCUCGCGGGGAAGGGAUUCGGACCCUGCUGUGGACCUUCAUCAAAUCCUUCCAAGCUCUGCCCUACGUAGCUCUGCUUAUAGUGAUGCUGUUCUUCAUAUACGCUGUCAUCGGCAUGCAGAUGUUUGGUAAGAUAGCACUGCGGGACCCCACGCAGAUCAACAGGAACAACAAUUUCCAGACAUUCCCUCAGGCAGUGCUGCUGCUCUUCAGAUGUGCGACAGGUGAGGCAUGGCAGGAGAUCAUGCUGGCGUGUUCGCCCAAUCGACCGUGCGAGAAAGGUUCGACCAAUGAGAACAGCACGACCAACGAGGACUGCGGCAGCCAGUUUGCCAUCAUUUACUUUGUCAGCUUCUACAUGCUCUGUGCCUUUCUGAUCAUCAACCUGUUUGUGGCUGUCAUCAUGGACAACUUCGACUACCUGACGCGCGAUUGGUCGAUCCUGGGGCCGCAUCAUCUUGAUGAGUUCAAGAGGAUCUGGGCUGAAUAUGACCCAGAAGCUAAAGGGAGGAUAAAGCACCUCGAUGUGGUGACUCUGCUCCGGAGAAUCCAGCCUCCCCUCGGCUUCGGAAAGCUCUGUCCACACAGGGUGGCUUGCAAGCGUCUGGUGUCGAUGAACAUGCCUCUGAACAGCGACGGAACAGUGAUGUUCAACGCCACGCUGUUUGCUCUGGUCAGAACCGCACUCAGGAUCAAGACUGAAGGCAACCUGGAGCAGGCUAAUGAGGAGCUGAGGGCAAUAGUGAAGAAGAUCUGGAAGAGAACCAGCAUGAAGCUACUGGAUCAAGUAGUGCCUCCUGCUGGUGAUGAUGAGGUAACGGUCGGAAAGUUCUACGCCACCUUCCUCAUCCAGGAAUAUUUCCGCAAGUUCAAGAAGAGGAAAGAACAAGGGCUGGUGGCCAAGGUGCCCCCGAAAACUGCUCUCUCUCUGCAGGCGGGCCUGCGGACAUUGCAUGACAUUGGUCCAGAGAUUAGGAGGGCCAUCUCUGGAGACCUGACAGUGGAGGAGGAGCUGGAUAAAGGCCUGAAGGAGCCUGUGUCGGCGGCAUCUGAGGACGAUAUCUUCAGGGUAAAGCGUACAGGCGGGUUGUUUGGCAACCACGUCAACUACUACAACCAGAGCGACGGCCGUAGCUCCUUCCCACAGUCCUUCACCACCCAGCGUCCCUUGCAUAUCAGCCAGAAAGGCUCACCUUGCGAAGGCGAGAGUCCGUCUCAUGAGAAGCUCAUGGACUCCACCACUUUCACCCCUUCCUCUUACUCCUCAUCAGGCUCCAACGCCAACAUCAACAACGCCAACAACACUGGCAUGGCCGGGGUGACGGCGCAGGGCAUCAGUCGAUUCCCAAGCCCGUCCAUAAGCACUGUGGACGGGCACACGGGGCAGCCGCUCACCCCCAUCCUGCUGCCAAGAUCUGCAUGGUGCUUUCCUCCAAAGAGGACGUGUUUUUAUGACACCCUUAUGCGCUCGGACUCGAGUGACAGCCGCCUGCCAAUCAUCCGAAGAGGGGAGGGGUCCACGGAGGAGACGUACGAUGAGAGCUAUGCAGACGACAGGGAGUACCACGAGGACGACCACUCGCUCUCCUCCGACAUGCUGGUGUAUCACGAUGAUACCUGUAAGCAGCUGACUCCCAUGGAGGAUGCAGAGGAGGUAGAGGACAGAAGAGGAGGAGGAGGAGGGUGGCAGUCUCCCAGGAGAGUCUUCCUCUGCCCCACUUCUCUGGGGCGGAGAUCGUCCUUCCAUCUGGAGUGUCUCCGGAGACGAUCGGGGCCAGAUGUCUCCCAGAAGACAGCUGUACCCUUACAUCUUGUACAUCAUCAGGCUCUGGCAGUGGCAGGGCUGAGUCCUCUGCUAAGAAGGAGUCACUCACCGACCCUCUUCAGUCGGCUGUGCUCCACGCCUCCAGCCAGUCCCACAGGCCAAUGCAGUGAUGCCUCCUAUCAGCGAGUUCCCUCUCUGAGGUUAGAGGGCUCCAACUCCCAUGAAAAGCUCAAUACCAGCUUGCCCUCUGUCAACUGUGGGCCCUGGUACAGCGACAGUAAUGGGAACAGCCGGGUGCCCAGUCCUAGCCCCACCCCUAGCGUGUCAGCGUCUAGUCAAAGAGCACCACGGCCGGUGUCGCUCACAGUGCCCUCGCUACUGGGAAAAGACUCCAGCUCGCUGUCUCACGGCAGUGCAGGAAGUCUGGUGGAGGCGGUGCUAAUAUCAGAGGGCUUGGGUCACUUCGCCCAGGACCCGUCGUUCAUCGAGGCGACUAAAGCCGAGUUGGCCGAUGCCUGCGACAUGACCAUCGAGGAGAUGGAGCACGCCGCCAACAACAUUCUCAACGGCAACAGCACCACAAACGCCACGUCCAGCACCUCCUCCACCUCUCAGCACAGCCCUAACGGCAACAUCCUCCCCUUCCACACAGCAGCAGCAGCAGCAGCAGCAGCAGCAGCAACACACAGGGACCGAGUGCCCAGCUUGAGUCCCAGCGAAGGUGGGGGAGAGUCCACAGGAAGCCGGGGCUCCAUCCACGGGCCGUCCUCUAUAGAGGAGCGGCAGGAGCUGCUGGCCAGGGGGAGGGCGCGAGACGAGGAGGAGGAGGAGGACGCGGCAGGGAGGGAAGAGGGGUCCCACAGAAGCUCGGUGGUGAUCGGAGGAGCGCGACAGAGAAACAGCGGGCUGUUGGAGGACGAGGAUAUGGAGUGCGUGACGAGUUUGUAGGAGUCAACUCAACGGGUUCAAAUCGGCCAACUGGCCCCUCUGACAUCAUCAGAGACCGACGCUUGUCAGUGCUGCCUCACAGCGCCACGGCUGGAUCUGUCUGUCCCCACAUCAACUCACACACACACACAUGAACACGGUGUCGCUCUGGACGAUGGCGGCCAGUGACGCAACCUUAAACACCUGGUUAUGACUCUGUUGGUUUCUAUGAGUUAGUAUGUGUGUGGAUGUUUGUAGUAAAGUAUACCAGACUGUG